Glycine soja is the source of this 1290-nucleotide messenger RNA. RefSeq names its product double-stranded RNA-binding protein 4-like. Gene Ontology annotation, cellular component: nucleus. Gene Ontology annotation, biological process: rRNA processing; regulation of gene expression. Gene Ontology annotation, molecular function: ribonuclease III activity; double-stranded RNA binding. The coding region runs from base 279 to 1025 and encodes 248 amino acids. The transcript is spliced from 6 exons. Lineage: Eukaryota; Viridiplantae; Streptophyta; Magnoliopsida; Fabales; Fabaceae. The record is from RefSeq and is a predicted model, not a curated record.
CGUGUGUGAUUCGUUGUGGAAGAAGGGCUGGGGUUUUGUGUUAGAUUUUUGUGUGUGUGUGUGUGUGUCUUAUUAUGAAGAAGAACGGAGAAAAUGUUCAACGUUGAUCCUUCAUUUCCUAAUGUCCCUACCCUCACCACUGAACAGAUUCAAAAGUUUAUCUCUUAUAGACAAGUUUUUAUGCUUGGUGGAGUACUUGGAGGAGAAUAAGGAGCUGAUCUUGGCAAUAUUGGAGCAUCAAAACCUGGGAAAGUUCACUGAGAUUGCACACACACUUAAUGUACAAAACUCGUCUCCAAGACUUUACUUCAAAGUCAGGCAUUCAAUUUCCUGUCUAUCAUACCAUUAAUGAGGGACAUAUUCCAAAGUUUAGAUCGACGGUGUGGGUUGCAGAGAUGCGUUACACUUCCCCAUCCACAUUUUCCCAAAAAAAAGUUGUUGAACAGGAUGUAGCUAGACUUGCUUUGGAGGGUAUCCUCCAUAGGACCAGAGAUGAAGGACUCUCUCUUGUCGAUCAGAUUUCUCCAAUUUUCAAGUCUAUCAUGAAUGAGUAUGCUCAUAAACUGCAUGUAGAACAACCUACAUACAACAAUGAUAAGCAACUGCUAGGAGGGGUGCUUCCUGCUUUUAUAACUUCUUUGGUUUUCAAUGGUACAAGUUACACUGGUGGUCCAGCUGGAACAAAAAAGGAUGUUGAGCAGUCAGCCGCAAAGGCUGCAAUUCUUUCAAUUAUGAGUAUCCUUUCGUGUAUGCUUUAUUACAUAUUUCCAGUAGAUUUUAGGUGGCAAUGUGCUUACCUACUAAAUGACUAUUUAAUCCAGGUGAUUCUAGCUCGGGAACUGCACUUGCCGAGGUUAUUAGGUCAAAGUCUAUAUUUUACUAUGCAGUGUUAUCCGAUAUACAAGAUUUUAAUCAUGUUUCAAACAUGUGGAAAUGCCCGUGGGCAACUGGUGCUGUGUACCCUUCUCGAAGAUAGGAAGAAGGAAGGGCAUGUUAGAUUAUCCUGUCUCACAGGAUGCGGAUGAAAACAUACAAGAUUAUUUAUCGGGUUUGUGGGAGAAUGUUUUUUAAAGCAUUGACAGAGUAAUCUUGUGCCCUGGGCAAAAUGUGAUUUUAAGUUGCCGGUGCUAUGUCCAGUUUCUGUAGUAGUUUAUUUCUCCCAACUGUUACAAUUCAGUGUGCUUUCAUUAAUGUGGGCCUCUUGUUGUGGUAUUCUUGCUGCAUACAUUGCAUCUGAUAAACUGCAAUGUUUUUAUGAAUGCUUGAAAGAUUAAUCAGCAUGGUUAACCA